AUGUUGGAUGAAGGACUUAGUAAGCAGGUGGCUCGCUUCGAAGCAGCGAACUAUCCGAGACACAUCAUUAUCUCGGUUGCUGAAAGCCUGCAUCGUCGAAGGAAGUCGACCAGAGCAGCAGAAAAAGGAGCCGCGCUGGCAGUAGGGGGAGGAGUUCCAGAAGCGGCACCAGGACAAGGUCGGCCACCGGAUCGGGAGUUGAAGACGGCCGUCGGGUUCCGGACCCGAGCCACCAGGACUUCACCCGGCCGGGGCCUCCUGCCAACCCGUUCCUGGGCGCCGCCACUCCAUCCGUUCGAGAACUGCUGCCUGAGGCCGGCAAGCGUCUGCGCCCGUGGGCAGGACGAGAGCUGUCGGGCUACGGGCCCGAGCUCCACGACCAGCUGCCCGGCCAGAACGCCGCCGCCGUCAACCCCUGCUGCCAAGCCGCCUGCCUUCCCGGGAAUCGCCACCCUGCCCGAUAAUCUACUACUGCUGCCCGAGGCCGGCCGGCAAGCGUCUGUGCCCGUGGGCAGGACGAGAGCUGUCGGGCUACGGGCCCGAGCUCCACGACCAGCUGCCCGGCCAGAACGCCGCCGCCGUCAACCCCUGCUGCCAAGCCGCCUGCCUUCCCGGGAAUCGCCACCCUGCCCGAUAAUCUACUACUGCUGCCCGAGGCCGGUGAGCGUCUGCGUCCGUGGGCAGAACCUGAGCUGUCGGGCUACGAGCCCGAGUGCCACGAUCAGCUGCCCGACCAGAACGCCACCACCGUCGGCUCGUGCUGCCGAGCCGCCUGUCUUCUCCCUCCGAGCCAGAGCUUCCACGCUCUGGUAGCCGGUCCGAUACAGCGACCUUUUGGUGAGACCAACAACGCUGCUCUCGUCGUCUCCGCUUCGCCGCGUCGAGACUGUAGUGCAUACGUACACCCGCAGCCUGCCCGA
Molecule: messenger RNA, 920 nt
Organism: Dermacentor silvarum
Lineage: Eukaryota; Metazoa; Arthropoda; Arachnida; Ixodida; Ixodidae
Exons: 3
Coding region: 1-813 (270 amino acids)
Source: RefSeq, a predicted model, not a curated record